UGUGUGUGGUCUUCUGUGGAGUGUUUCAUCUGUCGGCAAUGAUCCGGUCAACAGCAGUCACACAGGACACUGGGGUUAACUCCGUCAGUGUUGGGGACAAUGUGACUUUACAUUGCUUCUACAGCAGCCAAGUCGCCAUGCACUUCUCCUGGUACCGACAAACCUUAGGAGGCAGACCUGAGCUCCUGUCUAAUAUUUACAAGCAUGAUAAACAAUCCAAAGUCUUCCCCUGGAUGGAGAAGAACCCUCGUUUCUCUGUGAAAAGGGAGCAUGGGAUUAAUAAUUUAGACAUCGCUGACGUUCAGUCCUCCGAUUCAGCUACAUACUUCUGUGGAAGCUCACACUCCAACAUAGUGGAAUUUGGAGAGGGUAUCUUUCUAAGUGUUAAAGGAACCAACCACAAGAAAGUAGUCCAGGGCCCAGUAUCUGAGACCAUCGAGCCAGGAGGCGACGUGACUCUCAACUGUACCGUAGACACUGGUUCCUGUGAUGCCGAACACAGUGUUUACUGGUUCAGACAAGAAAGUCGCCAAGGAAUCCUUCACGUGCAUAAGAACAAGGGUCAACACCUCUCCACAGCAGAGUCUCCUUCACAGGGCUGCGUGUACCAUUUGAAGAAGACCAACCUGAGCUCCAGUGAUGCUGGGACCUACUACUGCGCUGUGGUCUCCUGCGGGGAGGUGCUGUUUGGAAAUGGGAGCAAGCUUCUCGUCAAAGCUGAUGUUGAAUACCAAAAGCAACAGAUAAGAAUCUUAGUCUGGCUUUCCAUCAUCAGAAUUGGUGUCAUCUUCUUCUUUGUAACUAUUUGUUUCUUGGUUUAUAUCAGUAAGGUCUGGUGAAGUCUUUAAUACACAUUUGAAUGUUGACUUUGCUCUGAAUCUCUAUAACAGUUAAGAACUGCUAGCAACAAAACUUUUGUUUUAUGUUGGUUGUAUUGUUCUUUUAUUAAGAAAAGCAACUUUUUUAACAAACACAUAAUCAAUAAAAAAAUAUAACUAUCAAAGGAGAGUGUGAGAACAGUGUGACUCUAUUUUCUAAAGGACCCUUAAGCGGUGUUCAGGUU
Messenger RNA from Eleginops maclovinus (Patagonian blennie), 1063 nucleotides. Its product is annotated as immunoglobulin kappa light chain-like. The record is from RefSeq and is a predicted model, not a curated record. Gene Ontology annotation, biological process: response to bacterium. The transcript is spliced from 3 exons. The coding region runs from base 39 to 839 and encodes 266 amino acids. Lineage: Eukaryota; Metazoa; Chordata; Actinopteri; Perciformes; Eleginopidae.